GAGACCAGAGUGGGACAGCUGGGCUUCCAGGUAGGGUCAAAGAGAGGUGGGCAGCAGGUGUGGGGGCCAGGGGACUCAGGGACUUCCUCUCCGGCUGGGCCCGCCCGAUGUGGGAGGCAGCCAGGGUUAAUCAUUUCUACAAAGCCUUGACCCCACCUGCCCUGGCCACUCUGCUCCCGCCUCCCGCUGCCUUCAGACCAGCUCAGGAGCCAUGGGGCGCUGGGCCUGGGUCUCCAGCCCCUGUCCCUCCCUGGGGCUGGGCCCCUUCCUCCUCCUCCUCCUCCUCCUGCUGCUGCCGCGGGGGUCCCAGCCCCAGCCUGGCGGGAACCGUACGGAGUCCCCAGAACCUAAUGCCACAGCGACCCCUGCGAUCCCCACUAUUCUGGUGACCUCUGAGACCCCAGCAACGAGUGCUCCAGAGGCAGAGGGACCCCAACGUGGGGGGCUCCCGCCCCUGCUCAGGGCAGUUGCCUCGAGCAGCAGCCCCCAGGCCCAAGCACUCACCGAGGACGGGAGGCCCUGCAGGUUCCCCUUCCGCUAUGGGGGCCGCAUGCUGCACGCCUGCACUUCGGAGGGCAGCGCCCACAGGAAGUGGUGUGCCACAACUCACAACUACGACCGGGACAGGGCCUGGGGCUACUGUGUGGAGGCCACCCCGCCUCCGGGGGGCCCAGCUGCCCUGGAUCCCUGUGCCUCCGGCCCCUGCCUCAAUGGAGGCUCCUGCUCCAGUACCCAGGACUCCCAGUCCUACCACUGCAGCUGCCCCCGGGCCUUCACCGGCAAAGACUGCGGCACGGAGAAGUGCUUCGACGAGACCCGCUAUGAGUACCUGGAGGGGGGCGACCACUGGGCCCGUGUGCGCCAGGGCCACGUGGAACAGUGCGAGUGCUUGGGGGGCCGGGCCCGGUGCGAAGGUACCCGACAUACAGCUUGCCUGAGCAGCCCUUGCCUGAAUGGGGGCACCUGCCACCUGAUUGUGGCCACCGGGACCACCGUGUGUGCCUGCCCACCAGGCUUUGCCGGGCGGCUCUGCAACAUCGCGCCUGAUGAGCGCUGCUUCUUGGGGAAUGGCACUGGGUACCGCGGCGUGGCCAGCACCUCAGCCUCGGGCCUCGGCUGCCUGGCCUGGAACUCCGAUCUACUCUACCAGGAGCUGCAUGUGGACUCGGUGGGCACCGCGGCCCUGCUGGGCCUGGGCCCCCACGCCUACUGCCGGAAUCCAGACAGUGAUGAGAGGCCCUGGUGCUACGUGGUGAAGGACAGCGCGCUCUCCUGGGAGUACUGCCGCCUGGAGGCCUGCGAAUCCCUCACCAGAAUCCAACUGGCACCAGAUAUCCUGGCAACCCUGCCUGAGCCAGCCUCCCCGGGACGCCAGUCCUGCGGCAGGAGGCAUAAGAAGAGGACGUUCCUGCGGCCACGCAUCAUUGGCGGCUCCUCCUCGCUGCCCGGCUCACACCCCUGGCUGGCCGCCAUCUACAUCGGGAACAGCUUCUGCGCUGGGAGCCUGGUCCACACCUGCUGGGUGGUGUCGGCCGCCCACUGCUUCUCCCACAGUCCCCCCAGGGAAAGCGUCUCAGUGGUGCUGGGCCAGCACUUCUUCAACCGCACGACGGACGUGACGCAGACCUUCGGCAUCGAGAAGUACAUCCCCUACACUCUGUACUCGGUGUUCAGCCCCAGCGACCACGACCUCGUCCUGAUCCGGCUGAAGAAGAAAGGGGACCGCUGUGCCACACGCUCACAGUUCGUGCAGCCCAUCUGCCUGCCCGAGCCCGGCAGCACCUUCCCUGCCGGACACAAGUGCCAGAUUGCGGGCUGGGGCCACCUGGACGAGAACGUGAGCGGCUACUCCAGCUCCCUGCGGGAGGCCCUGGUCCCCCUGGUCGCCGACCACAAGUGCAGCAAUCCUGACGUCUAUGGCGCCGACAUCAGCCCCAACAUGCUCUGUGCCGGCUACUUUGACUGCAAGUCCGACGCCUGCCAGGGGGACUCAGGGGGGCCCCUGGCCUGCGAGAAGAACGGCGUGGCCUACCUCUACGGCAUCAUCAGCUGGGGCGAUGGCUGCGGGCGGCUCCACAAGCCAGGGGUCUACACUCGUGUGACCAACUAUGUGGACUGGAUCAACGACCGGAUACGGCCUCCCAGGCGGCUUGUGGCUCCCUCCUGACCCUCCAGCGGGGCACCCUGGUUCCCACCGUUCCCUGCCUUGCUGACAAUAAAGAUAUUUCCAAGAACCCA
Messenger RNA from Chlorocebus sabaeus (green monkey), 2238 nucleotides. It is a transcript of the gene HGFAC, whose product is annotated as HGF activator. Gene Ontology annotation, cellular component: extracellular region; rough endoplasmic reticulum. The record is from RefSeq and is a predicted model, not a curated record. Gene Ontology annotation, biological process: blood coagulation; zymogen activation. NCBI's taxonomy places the organism in Eukaryota, Metazoa, Chordata, Mammalia, Primates, Cercopithecidae. Gene Ontology annotation, molecular function: serine-type endopeptidase activity.